AUGAAUACAUCAUCAGAAGCCCAAGCAUAUGGUGCCGGUCGAGCUGGAUCUGCUUUUGAUCCAAUUGGUUUUAUUAAAAAACCUCAAGUUAUAUUACGAAUUGUUGCUUGGGUAUUUUCAAUAAUAGUAUUUGGAUGUAUUGCCCAAGAAGGUUAUGCUGAUGAUACAUGUCGUUAUAAUGGUUCAAAUGCUUGUGGUUAUGGUGUUGGAAUAGGUGUUAUAUCAUUUAUUUUAACAUUGGCUUUUACUGGUAUAGAUCUUUAUUUUCCAAAUAUUUCAAAUGUUAAAACACGUAAAACAAUUGUUUUAUCCGAAUUAAUUCUAUCAGGUAUAUUAGUAUUUUUAUGGUUUAUUGGUUUUUGUUAUAUGACUGAUCAAUGGAGAAAAGAAGAUAAUAAAGAUAAAGAAGGAUGGAAUGGUCGUAAUAGUGUUCAAUCAGCUAUUGCAUUUGCUUUUUUUUCAAUUUUAAUUUGGGCUGCAUUAACAUUCUUUGCAUUUCGUCGUUAUCGUGAAGGUGUAUUAAAUUUAUUUAGUUCAAAUUAUGAAGAUCAUUCAACAGUACCUGGUCAAACAUAUGGUGGAUAUACAUCAGGUGUUGGUGCAGGUAGUUUUUCUCAACCUCCAUUUACGGCAACACAACAAGUUCAAUCAAAUUAUCAACCAACAACAUAUUAA
Messenger RNA from Rotaria sp. Silwood1, 675 nucleotides. The record is from the annotation of a GenBank genome assembly. Lineage: Eukaryota; Metazoa; Rotifera; Eurotatoria; Philodinida; Philodinidae.